Molecule: messenger RNA, 1338 nt
Organism: Ipomoea triloba (trilobed morning glory)
Lineage: Eukaryota; Viridiplantae; Streptophyta; Magnoliopsida; Solanales; Convolvulaceae
Exons: 3
Coding region: 108-1037 (309 amino acids)
Source: RefSeq, a predicted model, not a curated record
UUUACUCUCUUUUCUUCUACUCCCACAAAACCUCCAUUUUCAUGCACAUUUAUAUAAAUUCCGAUGGCAAUUAGGCACUGAAAAUCAAGAAUUAAAGUUGCCGGAAAAUGAUGCAUACCAAAUCAGAGUCCGAUGUUACUAGUUUGGCUCCAUCUUCCCCUUCAAGAUCACCCAAGAGGCCCGUCUACUUUGUCCAGAGCCCUUCUAGGGAUUCUCACGAUGGCGACAAGUCCACGUCUAUGCAGCCGACUCCAAGCUAUAGCCCCAUGGAAUCGCCGUCGCACCCUUCUUUUGGGCGCCACUCCCGGAAUUCCUCGGCCAGCCGAUUUUCCGGCAUCUUCCGGCAGUCGUCCGGGAGGAAGAACAGAGGGAAUAAGAGGAACGAUAAGGGGUGGCCCGAGUGUAAUGUGAUUCUUGAAGAGGGGAAGUACGAUGAAAUUGAGGGAAAAGGGUUUACUCGGAGGUUUCAAGCUUUGAUGGCUUUGUGUGGGUUUAUUGCUCUGUUUACUGUCUUUUGUUUGAUCAUUUGGGGCGCUGCUAGACCUUUCAAACCAGAGAUUACUGUCAAGAGCUUGUCGAUGAGUAACAUCUAUGCCGGCGAAGGUUCGGAUUCCACCGGAGUUCCGACUAGGUUGCUGUCGGUGAAUGGGUCUCUGAGAAUAACCGUCUAUAACCCAGCUACUUUUUACGGUAUUCAUGUCAGCUCUACACCCAUCAAUCUCGUCUAUUCCGACAUCACUGUCGCCACCGGGCAGUUGAAAAAGUAUUUUCAGCCGAGGAAGAGUCACCGGACCGUGGAGGUGAAUAUACAAGGAACAAAAGUACCGUUGUACGGCGCGGGAUCCAGUCUGGCGGUGUCGGCCACCGGCGCCGUCCAAGUUCCGUUGACACUGGAUUUAGAACUGAAGACGAAGGGAGAUGUGGUCGGAAAAUUGGUGACGACGAGGCGCCGGAGAAGGAUCUCCUGUCACGUGGUUAUUGACUCUGCCAGCAACAAACCUAUCAAGUUCAAGAAGAGUUCGUGCGUUUACAGGUGAAGAAAUUAAAACUCCAUGGUUUUUGUGACCAUUUUGGUGUAUCAGCUUUCUGUAAAAUUGUUUCAACUUUUUUUUUUUUUGAGGCAUCAUAUAUCAUAGUAAUAAUGUGGAUGUACAGAGUGAGAGAUGAAACAUGUUCAUCCGAAAUGAAUAAAUGUUCAGCAAUUGAUUGUGUAUAGCACAUUAAAAGAAGUAUAUGAUUUUGUGAGUAUAUCUGUAAGUUUUGCACAUAAAUGUUGCAGAAUAAGACAGGUUGUAUAAAUUAUUUAGAGUGAUAAACACAUUUUUAGUUCAUCGUUUA